UCCGUCUUUUUGCACGAUUUUAAAUCCCAGGGCCACCUGUUUGAAGAAACAGUUGCUUAUUUCGAAGCAUUUCAACAAAUCUUUGGAAAAGAAGUGGAAGGACAUGACCAAAUGUUUGUCAUCGGUGAAAAGCGCCAUGAUCAAGUGGGACUCGUCUCCUUGCACCAUCAGCUACUUGGACCAGAGACUCAAGGACAAGGAAGCGGACUUGGGCAGACUGCAGAGGCAACGCUGCCGGCUCGAGGAAAUGAAGAGCUCGGUGGCCACCAACAGCUUGCCAACCGACUUGUCCUCGAUGAGCGACGCGGUCAGCGUGUCCGAAUUCGAGACAGACUCGACGCCCCUGUGCAGAGCGAUUCAGGAAAACAUCGCACUGACCAUGGAGAAGCAGCACCUGGAACAGCAGUUCAAGAGCUUGGGAGCCCGGAAAUUAGCAAAUAUUGAGCAUUUGGGAAGAGCCAAAGAGGAAUUUAACUCCUUGAAGGAGAAACUAAAGUUCAGCGAGGAAACACAAGAUCAGUUGGAACAUUGUGAAAAGGCUUUGGAGCAGAUGGACAAAGAGACAGACAUGCUAGACGCUCACUGCUGCUCGCUGCAGCAGCAGGUGGACGUGGAAAAUGAAAAGAUCCACACGGCGAAGAACGAAAUUAUACAGCUGCUGGCGCAGAGGGCCGUUGAGAAAGAGAUUUUUUCUGUCGAGACCCGAGAAUUGGAAAAGAUCAUCGCCGCCAACAAAUUGGAACUCAAUCAAUUGCAGGACAGCAUUUCACUCGCUACCAAGGAGAGAAACGCGUUGAAGGACCAGAACACGACCCUCGUGAUGGAAUAUGAGGAAAUUUGCUCGAGUGACGAGAUCAAAGAGUUACUGGAGAAGAAGACAAAGGAAAGUGAGGAAAUAAACCAGCUGCAGACGCGAAUCAAGCAGCAAAAGAGCGCUCAGCUUAAGAUGGCCACAAACAUCGAUGAGCUGCAGGGAAAAAUCGCAGUUCUGGCCAAGGACGUUGCGACAGUCACUGAGCAGGGAGACAAAUUACUGGAUAGCAAUCGCAGCCAAAUGAGCAGCCUGCAGGCCGAGAUCAGCUCGCUGGAGAGCGACCUUCAGGUCCUCACGGGGGCUACCCUCAAAAUGGAGAGCACCGCAAAGGAGACUCAAGGAAACGUUGCCGAGCUCGAGGAGGCCCUGGCUAAAAGGAGAAAGAUGCAAGCCGAUCUGCAGCUUCGGUUGGACGUCAUCAGCAAGGAAAAUGAGCUGGCCGUGAAUUUGGUCAAAGCUGCCGAGCAGCAGUUGCAAGCGGAGGAGGAGGCGCGAAAAAAGCAGGGUCUGCUGACCAGGCUGUUGGGGCGGUGGUCCUAGUUUGGUUUUUUGUGUGAGUUUAAAAUGAAAAAUGCGAAUGGUCAUUCCAGAGUUGGAAAGCGGUUGUCACUAAUUCAAUAAAUUCA
Cloeon dipterum is the source of this 1440-nucleotide messenger RNA. RefSeq names its product repetitive organellar protein-like. Lineage: Eukaryota; Metazoa; Arthropoda; Insecta; Ephemeroptera; Baetidae. The transcript has 4 exons. The record is from RefSeq and is a predicted model, not a curated record. The coding region runs from base 104 to 1354 and encodes 416 amino acids.